Molecule: messenger RNA, 519 nt
Organism: Carya illinoinensis
Lineage: Eukaryota; Viridiplantae; Streptophyta; Magnoliopsida; Fagales; Juglandaceae
Product: TMV resistance protein N-like
Exons: 4
Coding region: 1-519 (172 amino acids)
Biological process (GO): signal transduction
Source: RefSeq, a predicted model, not a curated record
AUGGCUGAGGAGAUGCAGGGCACGGAUGGGAGAAAAUACGGAUUCAAUAGAAGAAGUGUGGCAGGCGUGAAGUUAAAACGUGCACAAGUGGUCAGGUGGAUAAAGCCUCAGCAGGGGAGAUAUAAGCUCAAUACAGACGGAAGCAGUAGUCCAGGUGCUUCAAGCGCGAGUCUCCUUCGAGAUGCCAACGAUUCUAGAUGGUGUUUAGAUGAGCUAUUGAAAAUCCUUGAGUGUAAGGAAAUGGUGAAACAAUUUGUUUUACCCCUGUUUUACGAUGUAGAUCCGUCGCAUGUACGACAUCAAAAAGAGAGUUUUGGAGAAGCAUUUAGUAGAGUUGAAUAUAAGUUCAAGGCUGAUAAAGUAAAGCUUACAAAGUGGAAGGUAGCUUUAGAAAAAGUAUCCAAUUUGUCCGAAUUCGAAUUUGGGGACAGGGAUGAAUCAGAGUUUAUUCAAGAUAUCAUUAAAUGGGUGGACUCAAAAAUGGUAGAUCGUACACCUCUUAAUGUUGCUACGUAUUGA